This is a messenger RNA of Naegleria fowleri, 792 nucleotides long. RefSeq lists its product as uncharacterized. Bases 1 to 792 code for a protein of 263 amino acids. The record is from RefSeq and is a predicted model, not a curated record. NCBI's taxonomy places the organism in Eukaryota, Heterolobosea, Eutetramitea, Acrasida, Naegleriidae. The transcript has 2 exons.
AUGACGAAUGUCGUCAUCCGUUAUGGUUGUUCUCAUGGAUCCUUUCUGGAUGCACCCUUCGGAAAGGAUGGGUGUGAGGAGUGUGUUCAACAAUCAAAACGAAGAUUUGAGGCAGCAAAAUCUAGGAGAUAUAAAUUUAAGUCAUCAUCAUCCUCUUGUUAUUCAUUGACUGAUGGAGGUGGUGUUGAUGAUUCAUCACAGUUUAAAAAUAUAACUGAUAAUUAUUAUUAUAAUGUGGUUGCUAAUGAGGAUGACUGGACUGAGGAUGGAAAAUCGAGGAUCAAGGUUGGAAUGAAAAUUGAUGUUGAAUAUUGGGAUGAACACAAUAAUCGUUAUGCUGACAAAAAUUGUAAAUUACAUGAUGAAGGAAAUAUUUCUCACAUUUUAGCGAAUUGUUUUGCAGAAUACAUAAACGAGAAGGAUGAAAUUGAUUUUUCUAUUUCCUACGAUGAGGAAAAUCUGAACCAUUUACAAAAUGCAAAAAUUCAUGAGGUACUGCUGAAACGAAUAAGUUGCUAUGCAAAUGAAAUUUGGUCAUUAGUAUUUCAUUUCAAGUCCGUGGAAGAACUUGUUAAUUUUAUUCGGAAGGAUGUUUUAAAGAAGAAAGCAGAAAACAACACUCCAAGUGAGACGAAUUCAUCUUUAAUCAGACUGCCGAGCCUGGAACAAAACGACCACGAGAUUAAUAAUUAUGGAAUGAUGGGCUUUGGAGUUGCAUCCAACACAGAGUUACCUGGAGAUUUUGGUCGUUUGACACACGAAGACAUGCUUUUAUGCUACAUGAUAAGAUGA